Molecule: messenger RNA, 2212 nt
Organism: Topomyia yanbarensis
Lineage: Eukaryota; Metazoa; Arthropoda; Insecta; Diptera; Culicidae
Exons: 5
Coding region: 984-1895 (303 amino acids)
Biological process (GO): regulation of transcription by RNA polymerase II
Cellular component (GO): nucleus
Molecular function (GO): DNA-binding transcription factor activity, RNA polymerase II-specific; RNA polymerase II cis-regulatory region sequence-specific DNA binding
Source: RefSeq, a predicted model, not a curated record
AAAUUGAACAAAUUCCACUACAUUCGAGAGGCUCUGAUUUCAUCAUCAGAUUGUGUUCGUGUACGAAGAACGGCGGACGUGAUUGUUUUCAUUUAGUGCUAAAUCGCUUAAUUCGAGUUAAUUUUUGUGCAAAAAGGUUGAAGGUGGUUCUCGGAGGAUACGUUUCGGUCGCUAAUCAGAAGUUUAAAGUGAAAACACCGUUUGAGACGUUCUAUAGUCUCGGGAAGCUACAUCAAUCAAAGUGCCUCAUUCAGUUCAGCAGUUUUGAAUCAGCAAAAGGUAUCGAUACACGUAAUGCUGCCUUGAGCGCUGAAGCAUGGCCAGACUGUGUUUAUUUCCAGGAAUUCAUUGAUAAUCGACUGGCGUUUUCAAAAACGCCGAUGUUGAUCUGAUAAAAGAUGACUACGACACUGCUGCUCAUAACUCUCGAUCAGCGUUGGAAAAGACCCCAUUCCAUCUAAGUAUUUAUGUAUCCAUAAUUUUCAGAAAAAAGUGAAAUGCUCGUUUCCCUUAACUUCUAGCGCACAGCGACAAAUGAUCAAACAAGUGACCAACCUUCUGCACUGAAUGGCUCCGUGAUGAUUGACGUUUCUCCCGAGUGUAUGCAUUCCAAUUUUGUGAACCGACUAUCCAGCUAGAAACGUAUAGCAUUCACUUCUGAUACCAGAAUGUUCGAGAGUAGGUCGUUGUCAAACGUUCAUUGGAUUCUAGUUUAUAUGCUCAGGAAAUAUCUCAACGUAUCGGAAAAGAUCGUCCUACGUAUGUAGCAACGAAAAAUUUCAUUUGCUCAUUUUAUCUGCCGUGUGAGAAGCGAAGUAGUCGCACAGGGACUAUUACUAGAUGGAAUGGCUCAUAGCAGCGUACAGUAGGUCAACACCAUCCAGAAUUUCAAAGGGCGCGUACUUGAUCUGGUAUUCGUUCACGAAGUGACGUCUUAUACUGUCUUGGAAGAAUUCGACUAACCCCCCGACUUUCCCCACACCAUGAACACCAUGAACAACUGUCGAAUCCUGGUCGACGUCGACUGUAGUCGCUACGAGGACGAUGCCUUUUCCCUUCUGGACAAAUCUGCCGAGGUCAACGUGGUCAAAGACCUUAAAUCCUCCACGGUGGCCACAUUUGAUCAGACAAGCUUCCCGCACCUGACCAGCUCGUCGCGAACUCAGCUCAAGCAGCAGCUGCUGCGCGAGCAGCUGAAAAGCUAUGAGAAAAGUCCUUCGCCGCAUGCAACGCCGUCGGUAUUUUCCGUUCAACUCCCGCUGGAGAACAUGGACAUCGAUCUACCGAAGAAGGUGCUGCAGGUUGAGACUCGCCUGGAGAAUCCAACCCGUUAUCACGUGAUCCAGAAGCAGAAGACCCAGGUUCGCGAGUACGUCACGGCUGCCCUAAAACUAACCAAGCAGACGGUACUGCGAGAGGCUAGCCACUCUCGGCUAAUGAUUCUGACCAAGCUGUACGAUUCGUUCAUCAACACCAAACCGGGGAAUAGCGCGACUCCGAAUCGACCGACGACUCCGUCGGCUACGGUGGUUUCGUCCGCAACGGCCGAUCAACAGCAGGAAUGGCGUUUGGAGAUGAAACUGGCGGCGCGUUUCGGAAAUAAGAUCUACCAGACGUUUAUCGACGAGUUUGAUUACAUCCGGGAUCUGCUGUGUCAGGUUCGGUUCGAGAUUCCGAAGUGGGUCUUCGUGGUGACGGAGUUCGAGAGUGAGAUUUCUUCCUACCAAAAUGCGAAGAUAGCCGCCGGAGUGGAGGAAAUGCUGCUGAAGCAGACGCUGAGCAGCGAGAAGAAUUCGAAGCAUGAGAAGUUUAUCGAACCGGAAGUGCGUGAUCGGAUCAAGAAGGAUAACCACAACUGUAGUAUGUAUUUGGGGUUCGGGUGGGACACAGGUUGAGGAGAGGUUCCUCUGGUCUAAGUGUUGAAACCUGGUAUAACGUACAGUGUAUGGUUGAAAGUUAGCUCAAUCCCGAUUCGAAAUUGCACAUCGAAAGAUUUCAAAUCUGUUGCUUUUUAUCGAUAAUAUUUCUGUGAUCAAUGAGAUUUUACGCUGGAAAGUUGUCUUCCCAGAUUUUAGUUUUUCUUUGGCAGGUAGAUUUGUUCCAGUCGCAUGGAGACGGUGAUCGACCAAGGGCUUCUUCCGGACGACGUAGCAGUAUUAUUACACUUUUUUCUUCUACAAAAAGACAUUAAAAUUAUAACGUUCGUAUGAAA